AUGCAAAAUAGCUAUAGUUUAUCUGAUCAAAAUCCAUAAAUAGUGUUUGUUUGUGGUGGUCCUGGUAGCGGAAAAAAGACAUAAUGUGAAAGACUUGUUCGCGAUUAUCACUUUUAUCACAUAUCUAUAGAUGAUUUAGUCCGUGAUGAAAUCAAAAAAGAAACUCCAGAAGGAUUAAGAUUUAAAGAAUCAGCAGCUAAAGGAGGUUAAGUUCUCGAUGAUUUAGUAGUAAAUUUAAUAUUAAUGCAGAUAAAAUCCAAAAAGUCAUUGAAAUAUUUAAUUGAUGGAUUUCCUCAAGGAAUAAACUAAGCUUUAAUAUAUGAGCGAAAAUUUAAAGAAAUUGAAUUUAUAUUAAAUUUAUAAGUAUCUGAUGAAAUUCUUAAAGAACGUCUUUUAUCUAGAGGAUAAGCAAGCAGCCUUGCAGAUGAUAAUGAGUUAGCAAUAAUGAACCAAAUAAAUACUUUUCAUGGAAUUACAUAACCAGUGUUAGAUUUUUAUGAGAAUUUAGGGAAGGUAUGUACAAUAGAUGGAAGUAAAGAAAUAGAUGAAGUAUUCAAAAAAAUAGAAGAGAUGAUAAAACCAAAUAUAAUAUUCAUGUACGGUCCUCCUUGUAUAGGUAAAAGUGAAAUAAGUCGAAGUUUAAGCGAUAAAACUAAAUAUAUGUAUAUAAAUAUGAGUAGUUUUAAAAAGCAACAUGGAAAUUUCAAAAGUGAUAACGAAUUAGUCAAUAAAUUAAUGAAUUAUUUAGAAAAUGCGCCAUAAAAGAAUUUUAUAAUUGACGAUUUUUUUGAAGAAAAAGAAAAUGUGGAAAUAUUUUUGUUGCAUUUUUGUAAACCAUGGAAGGUUUUUCAUUUUGAUUUUCAAAAAUAUUUUGUAAAUUAGAGAAUAGUUUAGUUUUCAAAAAAGGAAAAAGAAAGACUUGAAAAAAUAGCUGAUUAUGAAAAAUAUAUUUAAAAUAAAAGUUCUAUCUUAUCUUUAAUACAAAAGCAAGACUUCUUUUUUUAAAUUAAUAACUUUGUUUCUGUUUCUGAUUUAUAAAAAUCAAUUCUACUUUAAAUUAAGCCUUUAGUACUUUAUUCUAAUGCAAAUGAUAUUGGCUUAUAAGAAAAAUACAUAUAAUUAUUGUAAAAAGAAAGAUAUUUUAUAAAUAUUGAUGUAGAUAAAUAAAUAUCACUCGAAAUUUCAAGAGGGACUGUUUUAGGAAAUAAAAUGAAAGCCUUCGAAUAGACUGGAUAGGAAAUUCCAUGGAGAUAAUAAUCAGAAAUGAUACAGAAAAUUUUAUUUAUGAACCCUACCCAAUAAAGAAAAUUUAUAAUAAGUAAUUUAAAAGAAAAAAAUGUUGAAAAUUUACAAAAAGAAUUUAACUUUUCUUUUGAUUUUUAUGUUAAUUUCACAUAAGGAGAUUAAAAUAAUAAUAAUGAUAACUAAGUUUAUUUUAAAAAAAUAAAUCCUCUUUUAGAUUUUUAUUCUAAAGGAAAAUACAUCGAAAUUAUCGAGCCAAAACUUGAAAUUUUAGAUUUUUAUAUAAAUACAAGACCAUUUUAUGGAUUUGUCUUAGGCCCUCAAGGCUGCGGAAAGACAACAAUAAGCAAAUAUAUAGCAAAUUAAUAUAAUUACUAACUUAUUGAUUGGGAGCAAACUAUUGAAAUGUUAAAAGUAAAGCUAGGAGGCGAAGAAGGGCCUUUAGAAGAAAUAUCCUAUGUAUAAUUAGAAAAAUACUUCUACGAAAAAAUGCAAAAAGAAAAAGAUAAUGGGCGUUUUUUAUUUGACGGAUGGCAUUAAUAAUAUUCUUUUGCAAACUUCUAAGCUUUUUUGAAUAAAAUGGGUUUGCCUCCUACUUUUUUAGUCUUUUUCUAAACUGAGAAAGAAGCAUUUACCUAAAAAUAUAAAGUUAAAAACGAAAUAGCAGAACUUCAGGAAGAAGACAUUGCAAAAAUAGAUGAAAUACUUAAUAAUUGGUCUCAAUACGAAAAUAUGAUUCUUUAAAUUUCCCAAUAAAAAUUCGGAAUGGAGCUGAUAAUUUUAAAGGGAAAAACAAUAACCGAAACCCAAAAAGAAAUAAAAAAAAAUAGUUUCUUUUCCAAAAAAUUAAUCCUAGUAAAUAAUUAUAUACACCCAUCAUUUAAUGAAAAAUCUCUAUUUUUAAAAACCAUGCUCUUAAAUUUCUGUUUUAGUAAAAAAAUAGCAUUUAUUGACAUUAUAGAUCUUUAAAAAAUACACUAUAACUUAAAAAUAGACACUAAAAUACACGAAAGAACCCACUAAGAAUACUAAAUGAGAAAUACUUCUUUAAAUCCAGAAUUUCCUUCCAAUUAUACCCCAAAACUGAUAAUUGAAGUCGUUUAAAAUUAUCUUAAAAAACUCUAAAAAUCUCCUCCUUAAAUUCUUAUUUAUGGAUAUCCUUCAGGAGAUACUCCUUUGGAAAGGUCAUAAAAUGAACUUAUGUACCCAAGAGCAAGCGAUGAGAUUUUUUUAGUCGAAAAAGAAUUAGGAGCGAUUCGAAUGCUUUGUGUUUUGACCGAUAAAUAAGUACAUUGGUAGAUCUAAGAUUAAGAAUGGGAACUCUAAGUGCCUGAAAAAGAAUAAAAAAACCAAAAAGACGACGAAAAGAAAGAUGAUGGGGAAGAAAUAGAAUAAAAAUAGGAAGAUGAUGGAGAAAAUAACGUUAAAAAAUUCAAUAUUUAUGAUUAUUAAUGGACUAAAAGUGAUGGUAUUCCGAAAACAGUACCUUAAUGGUUUAAUAAAAUAAAAAAAACAAUCAAAAAGCAUGUUUCUUUAUUAGAAUAAGAAGAACCCUAUAUAAAUGGAUUUAAUAAAUUAACUGAAUUUUUGAACGUUAUUAAUGAUGAAAAUAAUCCAUUAAAUUAAAAAGAUUAAGAUUAUAAUAAAUGUAAUAUUUUUGUUCAGUUCAGAUAUGAAAAUGUUGAAGAAGAAACAGAAAAAGAACCUGAAAGAAUUCCUUUCAAAUUUAUUGAACCUGUAAAAGAAUAAUAAUAAGUAAUUUAAGAUGCUCCUUAAGAUAUAAACGAAGAUAAUAAUGAUGCUUAAGAAAAUGUUCCUUUCCCUGAAAACAUGUAAGAAGAAUAGGAAUAAGAAAAUGAAUGA
Molecule: messenger RNA, 3105 nt
Organism: Ichthyophthirius multifiliis
Lineage: Eukaryota; Ciliophora; Oligohymenophorea; Hymenostomatida
Exons: 4
Biological process (GO): nucleobase-containing compound metabolic process
Cellular component (GO): cytoplasm
Molecular function (GO): AMP kinase activity; ATP binding
Source: RefSeq, a predicted model, not a curated record